Messenger RNA from Olea europaea var. sylvestris, 3499 nucleotides. Its product is annotated as probable LRR receptor-like serine/threonine-protein kinase At3g47570. The record is from RefSeq and is a predicted model, not a curated record. The coding region runs from base 80 to 3253 and encodes 1057 amino acids. The transcript is spliced from 4 exons. Gene Ontology annotation, biological process: protein phosphorylation. Lineage: Eukaryota; Viridiplantae; Streptophyta; Magnoliopsida; Lamiales; Oleaceae. Gene Ontology annotation, molecular function: protein kinase activity; ATP binding; receptor serine/threonine kinase binding.
GGGAGCUUUCAUUUCAUAACAUAAAUACACUUACGAGUUAUAUCAAACACCUUAUUACAGCCACCUCCCAAUCUUCUUUAUGCAUUUCAAAUUAGCCGUGGGUAAAAAUGUCAUCUUUAUGUUGCUAACAAUGCUUUAUUUGCUUAUCUAUGUUGUUGCAUCUCAAAAUAGCUCUACUGAAGAGUAUGCUCUUCUAGCCUUCAAAUCUCAAAUUUCUGAUCCAAAUAAAAUCCUGGCCAAAAAUUGGUCACAAGGAACCUCUUUCUGUAAUUGGAUUGGUAUUACUUGUGGCAAAAGACAUCGAAGAGUUAGAGGCUUACAUCUAACAAAUAUGGGCUUGCAAGGUACUAUUCCAAAAGAGAUUGGUGAACUCUCUUUUUUGCGAUCCCUGAUUAUUGGCAACAACAAUUUCCAGGGAUCUAUCCCUCAUGAAGUGGGUAAUUUGAGCCAACUUCGAGAAAUAGAGAUGCAGUGCAAUGAAUUAAAUGGUUCAAUUCCAUCAAGUUUUGGAUCUCUUGAAAAUCUACAAAUGUUAAAUCUCUCUCAUAACAUACUCAAUGGGGAUAUUCCUAACAAGAUUUUCAACAUCUCUUCUUUGAUAGAAAUUGAUUUAACAAACAAUAGUCUAUCUGGGAGUCUUCCCACGGAUAUCUGUAACAAUCUUCCACAGCUAGAGAAGCUAAUAAUUGCUUCAAAUCAGGUGAGUGGAAACAUUCCUCCAAGUUUGGGAACAUGCACAAAUCUUGAACUACUUUCUCUAUCACACAAUAAUUUUGCUGGAAGCAUUCCAAUAGAACUCGGGAACUUGUCAAAGCUUCAAAUUCUCUGUCUUACAAGAAAUAAUUUGAUAGGAAGCAUUCCUUAUGAAAUUGGAAACUCUUCAACACUUCAACAUUUAUAUUUGGAAUCGAACAUGUUGACAGGUACAAUUCCGCAUUCAAUUGGCAGUUUGUCAAAUUUGAAGGUGUUGGAUGUUUUUAACAACAGUAUUCAUGGUCAAAUACCUCAAACCAUCUUCAAUCACUCCAUGUUGCAAAUACUUGGUUUUACAUACAAUAAUAUAUCUGGCAAUCUUCCAUUAUCACUAGCCAAUGGGCUCCCUAAUCUCGAAGGUCUCUAUUUUGGUGGCAAUCGAUUGAGUGGAGAAAUUCCAAGAUGGAUUUCAAAUUGUUCUAAGCUUAUUGUGUUGGAGCUUUUCAAUAACUCAUUCAGUGGACAUGUACCCAUUAAUCUUGGGAAUUUACAUGACCUACAAUAUCUCUACUUAUUUAAUAAUCUCUUGACGAAUGAUCCUUCAAUGCAUGGUUUGGAUUUUCUAGUUUCGUUGUCAAAUUGUAGACACUUGAAGAGCAUGUGGAUUGGUAACAAUUUUUUUGAUGGAACACUUCCAAAAGCAUUGGGUAAUUUUUCGACAUCUCUUCAAAUAUUUCAUGCGCCUUCUUGUGGCAUAAAAAAUAUGAUUAUAAGAGAAAUUGGCAAUAUGAGCAACUUGAUCUGGCUACAAAUGGGAGGCAAUGAGUUCACAGGAAAAAUUCCUGACACUUUGAGUCAAUUGAGUAAGUUGCAAAAGUUGUUGCUUGAUGAAAAUAACUUGCGUGGGUCAAUACCUGACAACCUUUGUAAUUUGGUGAAUCUUUAUAAACUAGAUUUGGAGAAAAAUCAGCUUUCUCAUCAGCUACCAACUUGUCUAGGAAAUCUUACUUCUUUACGCGAAUUUUAUUUAGCUAACAACUCAUUGACUUCAACCAUCCCAUCCACACUAUGGGCAAACAGAGAAAUUCAAAUAAUGGAUUUGUCGUAUAAUUUUCUCAAUGGUUUGCUUGUUCCAGAAAUUGGUAGUGUGAUCAGGAUGAGAGAGUUAUAUCUAUCAGGAAAUCAGUUCUCAGGUGAGAUUCCAAGCACUAUUGGGAAACUUCAGAAUUUGGUAUAUCUAACAUUGUCAAACAAUCGAUUAAAUGGUUCUAUACCUGAGUCGUUUGGUAAUUUGAUUGCUUUGCAAAGUUUGGAUCUGUCUAACAACAAUCUCAAUGGUGUAAUCCCCAUGUCAAUGGUAAAGCUGGAGUACCUAGAGUAUUUCAAUGUUUCGUUCAAUGAUCUCAGUGGUGAAAUUCCAAAUAGAGGGCCUUUUAAGAACUUUACCUCGAAGUUUUUCAUAGGCAAUAAAGAAUUUUGCGGAGCAUCUCAAUUUAAGGUCAAGCCAUGCAAAGAAAAUAGAACUAGAUUAUCUAGCAAGACCACAAUUUUGAAGUACAUUUUACCUUCAAUUGUUGUGAUAUUCAGUUUGGCCAUUGGUGUAGUUUAUUUAAUAAGAUGUCGUGGGAGAAAUAAACUUCUUCCAGCUCUGUCUACUCCUCCCGCCACCAUCAAGAGGGUUUCAUAUUAUGAAGUUCUAUAUGCUACCAAUAAAUUUGGUAAAGAGAAUCUGAUUGACAAAGGCAGUAUUGGUUUAGUAUACAAGGGAAUAUUUUCAAAUGGUAUGAUCGCUGCUAUUAAAGUUUUUAAUCAAGAUUUGGAAGGUGCAAUCAAGAAUUUUGAUACCGAGUGCCAAAUUCUGUGCAACGUUCGUCAUAGAAAUCUUGUCAAGGCAAUUAGUAGUUGCUCUAACCUUGAUCUUAAAGCCUUGGUAUUGGAGUAUAUGCCGAAUGGAAACCUUAGCAAAUGGAUGUCCUCAAGCAACUACUUUCUGAAUAUAGCUCAAAGAUUGGAAAUAAUGAUAGAUGUGGCAUGUGCAUUGGAGUAUCUACAUCAUGGGAAUGCAUAUCGAAUUGUCCAUUGUGAUUUGAAGCCUAGCAACGUACUUUUAGAUGAAAAUAUGGUUGCCCAUGUUGCGGACUUUGGCAUUGCCAAGCUUUUCACAGAAGACCGGAGAAUUUUGAUGUCUAAAACAUUGGGCACCAUUGGAUAUAUGGCUCCAGAGUAUGGAUCGACAGGAUUAAUAUCGCCUAUGGCAGAUGUUUAUAGCUAUGGGAUUAUGUUGAUAGAAACAUUUACCAAUAAGAAGCCAACAGAUGAUAUGUUUGUUGGAGACUUUACUAUAAGGAGAUGGGUGUUUGAAUCAUUCCGAGACGAAAUAAUGCACAUAGUGGAUGUAGAUCUAUUAAAUGCAGUUGGUGAUAAUGUUCGAGCCAAAGAGAGCUUCUUCAGAUUGGUCAUGGGACUGGCGCUAGAAUGCACAACUGAUUUGUUCGAGGAAAGGCCAAAUAUGAAAGAUAUUUUAACAAGGCUCAGGAAGAUUAAAAUUGAAUCUAGUUAAAGCAUAAGUGAGGUAGAACAAGGUGAAGAUUUUGUUUCUUUGUCACAAUUACUUUUUCCAUCUAAAGAGAACAUAAAAAGAUGGUUAUUUGAUGCUUAUUAUAUUUUGCUACUGCAGAAAACAUGGAAAUCGUCUAAAGAUUUUUAAGCUCUGUUUCACUUCUGUUGCAGUGUUACAAUGUGUUGUAGCAAUGGCACAAGUAAUUUUUUGAAGUUAUUUUAAUAUGAAUGAAAUGAUUUUUAUGUA